Lactuca virosa is the source of this 2368-nucleotide messenger RNA. The record is from the annotation of a GenBank genome assembly. Lineage: Eukaryota; Viridiplantae; Streptophyta; Magnoliopsida; Asterales; Asteraceae.
AUUUGUUCUGGCAAAGUUCCCAUGAUUGUCCAUUUGCGUUGAGAGCUCUAUUCCAAGUCACUAUCUUGUUUUCUCUUUCUAAGAUCCGCUUUCUCUCUCUAAAAUCUUUGAGUUCGUUCGUUCGUUUCGCUCCUCUUCCUUUCUGGGUUUGUUUGUUUGUCUUCAGCAAAGUUCAAAAAAAUCCAAAAUUCUCUAAAUCUUUGUGUCUUUCUUGAUUCUUGAUUCUUGAUUCUUGUUCCCUGUUUCCACUGUUUCAUCACCCUGGACUGACUUUUAAAAGUUUUUUCACCAAAAGGAAAAAAGAUGACAGUUGAGGAAGUUAGAGGGGGUGUUUUGGGUAAUGAAAUUGACAGGUUUCCCAUUGGCAUGAGAGUUCUUGCUGUUGACGAUGAUCCAACUUGCUUGAAAUUAUUAGACGGGCUUCUAAGAAAAUGUCAAUAUCAAGUUACAACAACAAAUCAAGCGAUAACAGCAUUGAAGAUGCUAAGGGAAAAUAGAAACCGAUUCGAUUUGAUCAUUAGUGAUGUUUACAUGCCAGACAUGGAUGGUUUCAAGCUUCUCGAACUCGUUGGCCUCGAAAUGGACUUACCCGUUAUCAUGUUAUCAGGAAACAGUGACCCAAAGCUUGUAAUGAAGGGGAUCACUCAUGGUGCUUGUGAUUAUUUAGUGAAGCCAGUUCGCCUUGAGGAGCUAAGAAACAUAUGGCAGCAUGUGAUUAGGCGAAAAGUUGAGUCAAAAUCGCAGUCAAAGUCAAAGUCAAACAAUGAUCAUGAUAAAUCAGAUCAAGGGACUGAAAAUGGAGAUCAGAAUGUGAAGUCGAAUAGAAAAAGAGGAAUUGAAGAUGAAGAUGUUGAAGAAAAUGGACAUGAAAGUGAUGAUCCAUCGGCUCCAAAGAAGCCUCGUGUUGUUUGGUCAAUUGAUCUUCAUAGAAAGUUUGUUGCUGCUGUUAAUCAAUUGGGGAUUGAGAAAGCUGUGCCUAAAAGGAUUCUUGAUUUGAUGAAUGUGGAUGGAAUUACUAGGGAAAAUGUAGCAAGUCAUCUCCAGAAAUAUAGGCUUUACCUAAAGAGGAUCAGUCAUCAAGCUAAUAUGGUGGUUGCAUUUGGUGGAAGCAAAGAUGCAUCUUCUUACAUACGGAUGAAUUCUCUUGAUGGACUUGGAGAUUUUAGGACAAUAUCAUCUACAGGAAGAUUGCCAGGUGGCACGUAUGCGCCAUCUGGCAUGCUUGGUAGGCUCAACAGUGCAACGGGUGUGACCCUUCAUAGCCUCACGGGCCCACCUAUGGGGAUUCCAACAUCUUUUGAUCUUGAGCAUCAACAAUAUAAUAAUAAACCGAAUACACAACUUGCGGAUUUUGGUUCGGUUGAAGAAUCUCGAAUCUUUACAGGUACCAAACUGGCUGAUUUCAAUUCCAUUGAUGAAUCUAGGAUCUUUACAGGUUCUAGCACCUUCACGGAUCCAAGUGCAGUUCUUGGAAGUCAAUCUGUUUUAAAGCUAUCUUCUACAGGCCCAGAAUCUCUUAAUCUUCUUUCAACUAGUUCAACCUUUCUUGAUAAUCAGUCAACAAACUUCUCUUCAAAUCAACUGCCAAUCGAAAACUACAGUUAUCCUGUUACUGUUAAUGGCGGAUUUGCUUCCAACAUCACCACCACCGCCUCUGUGCCUCUUGAACCUAGUGGUGGUGGUGGUGGUGGUUUGGUUGGUGACAUUAUUCGCAAUGCUAAUCAAUCUUUAUCAAAUCAAAACCAAAAUCACAUCCAAAAAAUCGGGAUAUAUAGUGGUAGUAAACAAGAUUAUAUCCAAUACUCUCACAAUGCUUUUAGCACACUAGCCUCUUCAGCUGGUGGUGGUGGUGGUUUGGGUGGUGGUCUGGUGAGCCAUGGUAGAUCAAAUGGUGGUGGUGGUGGUGGUGGUUCAACCCUUACACAAACCGAGAAGCUAAGUAUGCGCUCCAAUGAAGAUUUUCCAUUUGAUCAGACAAAAUUGCAAGGUGGUUUUGUUGCAAACAAUGGUUAUGGUUCAUUGGAUGAUCUUAUGACUGGAAUGAUGAAAAGGGAGCAAGAGUCAACAAUCAUAAUGGAUGGAGAAUUCGGAUAUGAUGAUUAUGGUUUCGGGCCGAAUGAUGAUUCUAGUUAGGUGUUUGACUCGUAGAGAAAGAUUAAAAGAGUCUACAAUUUCAACAACUUAGGUUUUUAUCGUUUUCCUCGUAUGUAAUUUAGAGUUGCUCUUGGUUUUUUUAUCAUCAUGGAUGUGAUGGCGAAUAUUAUAUUAAUUUUGCUUUAGUUUUUUUCCGCAACGCAUGUUUUUCUUGCAGUUUAAUGGUCAUAAUGCAAAGGCAUAUCUUUUUCUUGAUACUUAUGUGGCUUGUAGC